AUGGCGUUUUGUCUGUUUAACAAUGUGUUUCUAUCACAAUCGAAAUCUAGUUUCUUUAAACGUGGGUUGGAACGUGCGUUCGUCCCUUCGAGGGAGAGAGCUGUAGAAUCGUUUUCACACCGUAACUUUGCGAGGAGUAGAGAUGCCAAGUUAAACGCUAUAACAUCCGGGUUACCAGGAAAGAACCGGAUGUUAACAAAGUCGGAGUUGAAGAACUUCCCUGGCCAUUUACAAAGGUACAAAAAGUACGGUGGUUUGCCAGAGUUUCACAAUGUGGACCGCAACCGCCACGGAUUUAUUGCCCUUCCCACUGAUCGUUUUAUGCUUGUACUAACAACAUCAAAAAACAAUGUACAUGCCCAGUUGGUGAACCGUAGCAGAAACAAUCGCACUGUGUUCGGUUCGUUUGCCGGUAACGUGGGCAUCAACAAGAAGCAGCAGCAAACCGAGCGCUGCGCAUAUCGCAUAGGUGAGAACAUGGCCAAAAAAUGCAAAAGGCUGGGUGUAUUCGCCGUGGAUGUCAAGUUUCGGAGAUUAAUGCGUAUAGAGACGGUGUUACAAGCAUUCCAGGCCGAGGGUCUACAAAUAGGCCAGCUCAUCCACGAGCCUCGUCUCCCCAAAACAGGGAUCAAUUCUGUGCGCCCGAGGCGUCGACGCAGGGUGUAA
This is a messenger RNA of Babesia sp. Xinjiang, 666 nucleotides long. RefSeq lists its product as uncharacterized. Gene Ontology annotation, molecular function: structural constituent of ribosome. The record is from RefSeq and is a predicted model, not a curated record. Lineage: Eukaryota; Apicomplexa; Aconoidasida; Piroplasmida; Babesiidae. The transcript has a single exon. Bases 1 to 666 code for a protein of 221 amino acids. Gene Ontology annotation, cellular component: ribosome. Gene Ontology annotation, biological process: translation.